Molecule: messenger RNA, 1406 nt
Organism: Perca fluviatilis (European perch)
Lineage: Eukaryota; Metazoa; Chordata; Actinopteri; Perciformes; Percidae
Product: collagen alpha-6(VI) chain-like
Exons: 3
Coding region: 58-807 (249 amino acids)
Source: RefSeq, a predicted model, not a curated record
CUCCUCCUCCUACCCCUCCUCCUCUUCUUCAUCCUUCAAAAGAGAGCCGGCAGCUACAUGACUGUGGGACUCCUGUGUUUGGGUGCAGAGGAAGCGCAUACUACAGCAUAUCUGAAGGGAAAAAAACUCACAAGCCGUCCCAACAUGAUGGGAAGAACCAGCUUGGUCUUCAGCCUCAUCGUAGCAGCAUUGCUCUCUGGCAUCGCUGCUCAGAGAACAGCUUGCAAGACUGGCGAUAUUGUCUUCCUACUUGAUCGGUCUAGCAGCAUCAACCAAGACAAACACAAUAUCAUGAAAAACUUCACGACAACAUUAGUCGACAGCUUUGAAGUCGGUGAAAAGUUGGUGCAUAUUGGACUUUGCCAGUUCAGUGACGAGCCUAAUGAUGAGUUUUACCUCAACAAGUACUACAAUAAGGAGGAUUUGAACACACAAAUCCUUAAUGUGGAUUACAAAGGUGGAAACUCCUACUUAGGGAGAGCCUUGGAUCACGUUAAGAAGUACUUUGAGAAGUCGCAGGGCAGCCGUGACCAGGUCCCCAAAAUUCUGGUGGUGAUCACAGAUGGUGAUUCUGAUGAUGAUGUGGAGGACGCAGCUGACAUUCUCAGGGAUCAGAACAUUACGGUAUUUGCCAUCGGUGUUGGAGACGUCCACGACCUGCAGCUCCUGCAGACUGUUGGCAUCCCAGAGAGGAUGUUUGCUGUGCGGAACUAUGAUGUUUUGCACUCUCUCAAGCAAAGGGUGGUUGACGCCAUGUGUGGUGACCCAAACCCUCCCCCACCCCCACCGCUCACAGACACCCCAUGACCCCCAAAAUCCCCCACAUCGCCACAACUCGAAAGACUGCACCAUUGAUAUCGCCAAAAGAUUCAAUAUUUCUCGGAGGACCAGACCUGAUGAGGUGCUGAUCAGUGGCCUGUAGAGGAAAGUUUUUAUCUGUCAUACUGAUGUGUGAUAUUUCAUUCAUAUAUUAUCCAUUACUGCAUGUUUUUUUAAUAUUUUCAUGACUUUAUAUGUAUUUACUUUGUUCAUCUAUACUAUAUAAUAUAUCAGUUAUAGGGAUCCAUUCUAAGUGCUCUAUUAUCUUAAAAGGAAAUCAUAGUUUCUCCUGCCUCCAUAGCACUGAAGCUGCACUGCCCCCUCCCUCUCGUGUAGCUGAUGUACUUGGCAGUACCUGGCAAAGGGCCAAUACCCUGAAGCAGCUCAGACUCAGCAGUAAAAUAAGCAGAAUCAGCAAGUGUACCGAAUUGCUGAGUCAACAAGAAUACAGUCCCUCCCUCUGCAUGCUCACCCAUAAAAACCCUGAGGUUUCUUUGUCUCACUGACACACUUUCUCAGACUGCUUGUCACUCUGUUAAACUGUCUCCUUCUAAUUGCAAGAAUAAUAAAGAAAAUAACAUGGAUAA